This is a messenger RNA of Pediculus humanus corporis (human body louse), 1152 nucleotides long. RefSeq names its product CCR4-NOT transcription complex subunit, putative. Gene Ontology annotation, biological process: regulation of DNA-templated transcription; nuclear-transcribed mRNA poly(A) tail shortening; regulation of stem cell population maintenance. NCBI's taxonomy places the organism in Eukaryota, Metazoa, Arthropoda, Insecta, Psocodea, Pediculidae. The coding region runs from base 1 to 1152 and encodes 383 amino acids. The transcript is spliced from 5 exons. The record is from RefSeq and is a predicted model, not a curated record. Gene Ontology annotation, cellular component: P-body; CCR4-NOT core complex.
AUGUUUCCGGGAUCUGCAGGAAUCAACAGCUCGUUUACUCCACAGCCACAUUCUCCCAUCAGAAACCUUCAGGGAAUGGGCAGUAGUAGGAAUUUCACUGGCGUACGACCGUUUACAGAACGAAGACCCAUGGCCAGCUUAGGAAGUAGUAAUCCCAUGGGAUCAAUGGGCAGCUUUGGAAUGCCAACAAACAGACAGUAUGGAUCACAAGGAACUAUGAAUAGUUUUCAUUCUGUGUUUGGAGUUUCUGGUGAUAAUAAUACACCUCCUCUUCUUGAUCUCAAUGAAUUUCCAUCACUUACAAACAGGGGGCAAGGUGACUCUAUGCCAAGACCAAGUCCUAUGCCUGGAAAGCAGCCCUAUGUUGGUAUGGUUAAGCAACCAACAUCAGAAACUAGUGAAUUCACAAUGAGUAGUGAAGACUUUCCAGCUUUGCCUGGAACCCAAAGUAAUUCUGGUCCAACAUCAAGCUCAGAUAAAGGUUUAGUUGGUCUUUCAAACAGUGAUUCUUCUCAUGAUGUUACAAGCAGGGCGCCUGGUGCAGAAAAAAGUGGAGGAACUAAACGAGGAAUUCAAACAUCUCCAGACGGCAAAGUAACUCACAUACCCAACAGUAUGGUUAAAGAUCAGUUUGGUAUGAUUGGUCUUUUGCAGUUCAUAAGAGCCGCAGAGUCAGAUACAAAUCUCAUGUCUUUAGCGCUGGGGCAAGACUUGACUGCCUUGGGACUUAAUCUAAAUCAACCUGAAAACCUUUAUCCAAAUUUUGGUGGUCCUUGGGCGGAACACCUUUGUAGACCUCAAGAUAUCGAUUAUCAUGUUCCACCAGAAUAUUUAAUUAAUGCAGGAAUCAGGGAUAAAUUGGCGACAAUGAAAUUCAGUAGAUACAAAGAUGACUUGUUAUUUUACCUAUUUUAUACAUAUGUUGGAGAUUUAAUGCAACUUAUUGCGGCGGCAGAAUUAUAUGAAAGAGAUUGGCGAUAUCAUACGGACGAAAAAGUUUGGCUCACUCUCAUUCCUGGAAUGGACAACACUUAUUAUUUUUUUGAUCCCCAGAACUGGAGAAAAGUAGCCAAAGAAUUUCAUUUAGAUUGUACAAAAUUAGAAGCUCGGCCAAACUUGCAAACAUUAGGAGCGCAGCAACCUGUGCAGUGA